This is a messenger RNA of Rodentolepis nana, 1602 nucleotides long. The record is from the annotation of a GenBank genome assembly. Lineage: Eukaryota; Metazoa; Platyhelminthes; Cestoda; Cyclophyllidea; Hymenolepididae.
AUGAGUUGCUGCAAAGGAUGCGAUAUUGGACUAAUUGGUUUGGCGGUAAUGGGCCAAAACUUGGUGCUAAAUAUGCUUGAUCACGGCUUUAAAGUUUGUGUCCAUAAUCGUACUGUUGCCACCGUUGACAAAUUUAUUGAGCAAGAAAAAUCUCGCAAAAAUUUGUGCGGUGCAAAAUCUCUUGAGGAGUUUGUCGCCUGUCUGGCGAAACCUCGUAAAAUCAUGCUUCUUGUCAAAGCUGGCCAGGCAGUUGACGCAUUCAUCGAGAAAUUGGUUCCUCUUCUUGAGAGAGGUGACGUUAUCAUUGAUGGUGGAAAUUCAGAAUUUGAGGACACUAAUCGGCGUUGUGAUUAUCUUGAAUCAAAAGGCAUACUUUAUGUCGGCUCUGGCGUUAGUGGGGGCGAGGAAGGCGCUCGAAAUGGACCAAGUCUUAUGCCAGGAGGUAACCCCCUAGCAUGGCCUCUUAUCAAAGAUAUCUUCCAGUCAAUUUCUGCCAAAGCUCCCACGGGUGAACCCUGUUGUGAUUGGACUGGAACUGGCGGUGCUGGCCAUUUUGUUAAAAUGGUUCACAACGGCAUUGAAUAUGGCGAUAUGCAGUUGAUUUCUGAGGCCUACUCCCUUCUCUCAAAGUACCUAAACCUCUCCCCGGUAGAAAUUGCUCAAGUUUUUGAUGAGUGGAAUAAAGGAGAACUGGAGUCCUAUCUCAUUGAAAUCACUCGCGAUAUUUUGCGCUUUAAAGAUGACUCGGGUAGCUUCCUUCUUGACAAAAUUCGUGACGUUUCUGGUCAGGUAAAACUCAAACCAGGGUCAUACGCACACAAGUAUAGUAAGAUCUUUAAGGCUGAUGGAUGGGCUAGUUUCUUCCUACUCCUUGAUAGAAGUUCAUUUCUUUCGCGUUCUAAAAAGAAAGGGACUGGAAAGUGGUCAGUUAUCUCGGGCAUUGAACGGGGAAGUCCGAUCACUCUUAUUGCCGAGUCUGUCUUCUCGAGAAACCUUUCUGCAAUGAAAGAUGAGCGCAUGGAAGCUUCUAAAAUACUUACAGGUCCUACGAAUGCUCCAGAAGUUGAGAAAUACAAGAAGAUCUCUUUGGAAGGAAAGAAGAACGUGAUUGAACAAAUUCGACAGGCUCUCUAUGCAUCCAAGGUUGUAUCAUAUGCCCAAGGCUUCAUGCUGUUGCAAAAGGCUAGUAAUGACUUUGGUUGGGAACUGAAUUUGGGAUCGAUUGCUUUGACUUGGCGGGGUGGUUGCAUUAUCCGCAGCCGAUUCUUGCAAAAUAUAAACGCGGCCUACAAUCACAAUCCCAAACUCACCAACUUGCUUUUGGACUCCUUCUUUCACAAAGUUCUCACUGAUUGCCAGGCUGGUUGGCGAUCAGCUGUUUGUAUGAGUGUACUUGCGGGCAUUCCUGCACCUGGAUUUAGUUCUGCUUUGGCUUUCUAUGAUGCCUUCAGAUCUGCUCGUUUGCCGGCCAACUUAAUUCAGGCUCAACGCGAUUACUUUGGGGCACACAUGUACGAAAUAGAAGGUAAACCAGGCCAAUGGCAUCACACAGAUUGGUCUGGUACUGGUGGGAAUACAACAUCUUCUACCUAUCAAGUUUGA